This is a messenger RNA of Rotaria sordida, 312 nucleotides long. The record is from the annotation of a GenBank genome assembly. NCBI's taxonomy places the organism in Eukaryota, Metazoa, Rotifera, Eurotatoria, Philodinida, Philodinidae.
AUGAUCAAAUUAAUAUCAUUAUUAUUAUUUAUAUAUAUAUCAGUAUUGAUAUCAUUAACAAAUGGAAGAACGUGCAUAAUAUGUUCUAGUGAAUCAAAUCCAGCUUGUGCUGAUCCAUUUGAUUCAUCAAAUGCAUCAUUUAUACAAUUAUCAGGUUAUAUUUAUUGUCAAAAAAAUGUUUAUUCAAAUGGUCUUAUAACUCGAUUUGGUGGUUCAACUUGUUCAAUAUCAGAUAUUCGUGGUAUUACAACUGUUUAUUGUUGUUCCAAUCUCGACAGUUGUAAUUAUGAUGAUCAUCAAUUAACAUGUUAA